This is a messenger RNA of Brassicogethes aeneus, 396 nucleotides long. The record is from the annotation of a GenBank genome assembly. Lineage: Eukaryota; Metazoa; Arthropoda; Insecta; Coleoptera; Nitidulidae.
AUGGCAGACCCGGAGUUGGACGAAAUCAGAAAACAGAGAUUGGCUCAAAUGCAAUCUCAGUACAAGGGUGAUGGAAAUCAAAAUGCUCAGGAACAAAAAGAAGAACAAGCCAGGGCACAAGAAGAUGCCAAAAACUCCAUUUUAAUACAAAUUAUGGAUCAAGCAGCAAGAGCUAGAUUGAAUACCCUUAUGUUAACAAAGCCAGAAAAGGGAAAAAUGGUUGAAAACAUGUUGGUAAGAAUGGCACAGUCUGGGCAGAUCUGUACAAAAAUAGGUGAAACCGAAUUAAUUGGAUUAUUGGAAAACGUUAACUCUCAACUGUCCCAAAACAAGCCUUCAGUUAAGUUUGACAGAAGAAGGGCUGCAUUAGAUUCAGAUGAUGAGUUGGAUUUUUAA